AUGCAGAGCUAUUCUCUGUCAUCCGCGCCUCCUCCCGGCCCCAAGAACUACGUCUUUGUCGAUGAGCAUAACCGACAUAAGCGACUCAAGGUAAUGAGAGCUUGUGAAGGAUGUCGUCGACGGAAGAUCAAGUGCGACUCUGCCACAACCAACACAUGGCCUUGCGCCGCCUGUGUCCGGCUGAAACUUCAAUGCAUCCCUCCGGCGGGAGGAUUGGACGGUGAUCCAGGAGAUGUUGGGCCGGGGAGUGCUGGCGAAGAGACGGGCGGACCGCCUUCAUACUCGGCCGCAUUAGUCGCACCUGGCCAACAACAAGUCCAGAGCUAUGCGCCCGCAGCCCCAGCCUUCCAACUCAACCAAGGAAACCCAUACUCCUACGAUGCAUACGUGACCAAUCACCAGAAGCCGUUGUUUCAAGCCAACGAAAAGACCUACGACAGCUUUUACCCAGACUCCCAUCAAAUCCCCGGGACGCUACAUGACACCUUCCAGAAUGCUUCUCAAACGUAUGCGCAGACCCAAUAUGACGAGACACCUUUCAGGCAAGAGCGCGCUGGGUCUUCCCCGAUCGACCAAUUCACUGCCGAAGAUCUCAUGGAACACCUUGGGCAGCUGAAGAUUGGUGAAAGCGGAGUCGCUCCCUAUAUUCGCUCAGAAAAAAGCAGCAAAGAACUGGACCUCCCCAUCCAGGAACCUGAGCCUGAACCACGGAUUGCUGCUGCCUUCAGCACCGAUGCAGGCUCUCAAAUCAGGAUUCCUCCGGCUCUGAUGCCGUCGCACGAGGACGCGAUGCAAGCCUUUGAGACGUAUUUCAAUAACGUCCACCCAUACGUGCCAGUGCUGAACAGACAACAAUUCUACAAUCAGUGGCACAAUGAUCAGUCAUCCAUCUCACCUCUUAUCCUGGAAGCCGUUUUUGCCAAUGCUGGUCGCCUGUCAGAUGAUCCAGCCCAAGGCGCACAAUGGCUUGCUUUGGCCAAUAGUAAGUACGAUACACCCUUUUGGCUGUGCGCUGCUAACAAGCGGGAGAACACGAACCAUUCUUUCUGGACAGUCCACGGUUGA
Messenger RNA from Fonsecaea nubica, 1065 nucleotides. RefSeq lists its product as hypothetical. The transcript has a single exon. Gene Ontology annotation, biological process: regulation of DNA-templated transcription. Bases 1 to 1065 code for a protein of 354 amino acids. NCBI's taxonomy places the organism in Eukaryota, Fungi, Ascomycota, Eurotiomycetes, Chaetothyriales, Herpotrichiellaceae. The record is from RefSeq and is a predicted model, not a curated record. Gene Ontology annotation, molecular function: zinc ion binding; DNA-binding transcription factor activity, RNA polymerase II-specific.